Messenger RNA from Doryrhamphus excisus (bluestripe pipefish), 1881 nucleotides. The record is from RefSeq and is a predicted model, not a curated record. NCBI's taxonomy places the organism in Eukaryota, Metazoa, Chordata, Actinopteri, Syngnathiformes, Syngnathidae.
AAUUAUUUUUUUGAUAUACAAUUUAAUGCAUGCAAUAUUUAGAAUUUGGUUGUUAUUUAAAAAAUGUUGUGUAAUAUAUAAAUAAAAAAAAUCUAUGUACAGUAUGUAGUUUUAAAACAUUACUGCUAUGCUUUACAUUUUUACAGCAUUUGGUCAGUUUUGAAGAGAUAAUGAAGUUACCAAAAAUGGUUCCUUAUUAAUAAAGUGCUCCUUCAUUAGACUGGAUUGGGUAUGAAUUCAGUUUUGAGAAUAUUCAGGUUAUCUGUUGUUGUUUAGGGGGUUAAUCUGGUUUACAUCACGCCGUUUAUGAAAGGGUUGAGCUCAAAUCUCCUGAUAAAUGAUGCAGGAGCAAUCCAGAGCUAAAUUUAGCGUCACCAUGGAGGCACCCCGGUCACGGCAGGAUGAGAUUGUACUGGUCCCAGCGUGAAGAGCACCAGACAUGGCUGUCGUUAGUGGAACUUACCGCAUGGUGUCGGAGGAGGAGCAGGCUCUCCGGGCCAAACUGGAGCACCUCACCGUCAAGGAUCAUGGUCCCGUGUUUGGACCCUCCCCCAACCUGCCAGAUCACACCCGGCAGAAGGCCAAAGACGAGCUGAACGAGACAGAGGAGAAACGUGUGUCAGCGGUGAAGGAGCUUCGAGGUAUUAUCAAGGAGAAGGCAGAUGCGGGGGAUGAGCUGGCCAAGGGGGUGCAGGACACUUUUGGGGAGAAACCCGACAGCAUGCUGGUACGCUUCAUCCGGGCCAGGAAGUACGACGUGCCCAGAGCCUUCGAGCUCAUGAAGGGUUACGUCCGCUUCAGGAAGGAGUACCCCGAGCUCUUUGAGAACCUGACUCCAGAGGCUGUGCGCAGCACCAUCGAGGCCGGCUACCCCGGCAUCCUGCAGAGUCGAGACAAAUAUGGCCGCGUGGUUCUGCUCUUCAACAUCGAGAACUGGGACUAUGAGGAGAUCACCUUCGACGAGAUCCUGCGGGCCUACUGUGUCAUCCUGGAGAAGCUUCUGGAGAACGAGGAGACUCAGAUCAACGGCUUCUGCAUCAUCGAAAACUUCAAAGGCUUCACCAUGCAGCAGGCGUCUGGCAUCAAACCCACAGAGCUCAAGAAGAUGGUGGACAUGCUGCAGGACUCGUUCCCGGCUCGUUUCAAAGCGGUGCACUUCAUCCACCAGCCGUGGUACUUCACCACCACUUACAAUGUGGUCAAACCCCUCAUGAAGAGCAAGCUGCUUGAGAGGGUCUUCGUGCAUGGGGACGAGUUGGAAAACUAUUACAAGGAGUUUGACGCUGACAUCCUUCCCGCAGAGUUUGAUGGGAAGGCCUCCAAAUACGACGGCAAAGCCACGGCUGCCAAGUUGUUUGACUAAAAGCUGUUUUUGAAUCAUAUUUACACUGGAUAGACUGCUGAGACUUGUAUGAGCAAGGGUCACCUUUUCUUCCUGUUCCUUUUGGGGUCCAAUUAAAGCCUAAACAGCCUUUUAACUAAUUGCGCUAAUGCUGCAUUGACGUCACUUUUUCAGGUUUUUUUUCUUCCAAUACCUCCCAUGAAUGGAAUGUAAAACCACCAGUAGGCGGGGAUCUAUUUCCUGAUACAAAUUGAUUGGUUACCACCACCAGUGGUACUCGGUACUCGGACUAGAUAUACCAAUGCCAUUGCCAUUGUCAAUCAUUUUUAAUCAUCGGCUAUUUCUUCAAACUUGGUCUUGGGCUUUUUCUGGACCCCUGUAGGGAGCCCACACCCUCUGAACAGAUUAUUAUACAUAUUGUUUUCAAUAAGUGCCUGUUUGUCUCUUAUUGUCUAUUUACUACAAUACUAUCACUAACAAUGUUGCCCAUUGCAUUACCUGCUGUACCAGUUGAUGUACAAUAAACUGUAUAUAUAAAG